AUGAAGAGCUCAGGUUAGGGAUGUCCUCUUGCAACAAUUCCAUUUCUCAGCCUUCGAUAUUUACUGUGGCUGGAAUUCCUGGCCUUGAAUCUUUACAUGGCUGGUUCUCUGUGCCUUUUUUCUUGGUAUUUCUCAUUACAGUCAUUGGCAAUAUCACCAUCUUAUGUAUCAUCCGGAUAGAGAAGAGUCUUCAUGAGCCUAUGUUUCUCCUCCUGGCCAUGCUGUCAAUUGUUGACCUGUGUCUUGUCAGUGUCACAGUGCCCCGUAUACUGGCUAUCUUCUGGAUGAAUGCCAAGGAAAUCAGUUUCAAAGCCUGCCUCACACAGAUGUUUUUCAUUCCUUCAUUUUAUGUUAUGGAAUCUGGGAUUCUCCUAGCCAUGGCUUUUGACAGAUUUGUGGCUAUCUGGUACCCUCUAAGAUAUACAACCAUCCUUGCUAACAACAUGCUUGUGAAGAUGGCACUGGCUAUCCUGGCAAGAGCAGUGGCAGUGCUGACCCCAGCCCCAAUUCUGACAAAAAGAUUGCAAAGCUUCCAAACCCCCAUAAUUGCUUACUCCUACUGUGCAUACAUGGCUGUGGUGCUGAUAGCCUGUGAAGACAUCUUUGACCACAUUGUCUAUGGACUCAUGGUUAUUGUAGCAUCUGUGGGAUUUGAUCUGUUUUUUAUCAUUCUGUCAUAUGGACUUAUCCUUCAUGCUGUCUUUCAGAUACCAUCUUGGGAUGCACGGGGCAAAGCUCUCAGCACAUGUGGCUCUCAUCUUUGUGUCAUUGGUCUCUUUUAUUCUCCUGUUGUCUUCUCUGUUCUGGCCCAGAUUUUAGGCUACCAUAUGGCUCCCUAUAUGCAGAUCAUCAUUGACAAUCUCUACUUCCUUAUUCCUCCCAUGGUUAACCCCUUAAUUUAUGGGGCCAGGACCAAACAAAUGCGGGAGUGGGUACUGCAGAUAUUUCACUGUUAUAGAGACUAAAGUUUAUAGCAUUGGUGGACAGGAUACCUGGAGAUGUUAAGCUGGAAGUUAGGUUGGAGGUAGAGAUAAUUCCUGCCAGGUUUGUGGGUUCAUAGGAAAGGAAUAACUAAAGCAGGGAAAGACUUAGUCAGCGUGAUUAUAUAGUUGGGACAUGGUCUUUCAAUCAGGAUGCAGUUAUAAAACCUUCAUAGCCAGAACUCUACCCAGACACUUAUGCAAGUAAUAAAAUAGGAGAAUAUUUUACUGAUACUUACCUAAUUACAACGCAUCAAAAACAGAUUUUCAAAUGAGGUUAAAAUGCAAUUUAGGCACAUACUCUCAUGAUGUAUGGGUAAAAAUAAUUAUACCAAGAUUUGUACUUCUUUAUUUUUUUCUCUUCUGUAUUUAGGUUUUAGCUAUUUUGCCAACACAAAAUAACAAAUGAUGAAAAAUUAUCCUAACUGAAAUAAAUAAAUAUAAAUAUCCAUGAAUAUAUAAAUAAAUAAUGAGCUUCUUUUCUCUGUCUAAAGGAUUUUCAAAAGAAAAAAGCUCAUCUUAGUAAUAUACAAUAGAUUGGACCUGUGAGGUAGGCAUUUUAUAAAUUAAAAGAAAUUUUAAAAAGCUAUUUUUUAAGCUUUUAUUUCAGGGGUGUAUGUGAUGGUUUGUUACAUAGGAAAACACAUGCCAUGGGAGUUUGUUGUACAGAUUAUUUCAUUACCCAGGUACUAGGGUCAGUAUCCAAUAGCUAUCUUAUCUGCUUCUCUCCCUCCUUCCAUGACCCACCCUCAAGUAGACCCCAGUGUUUGUUGUUUCCUUCUCUGUAUUUACAAGCCCUUAUCAUUUAGCUCCCACUUAGAAUUGAGGGCAUGUGGUAUUUAGUUUUCUGUUCCUGCAUUUGUUUGCUAGGGAUAACAGCCUCCAGUUCCAUCCGUGUUUCCACAAAAGACAUGAUAUCAUUCUGUUUUGUGGCUGCACAGGAUUCCAUGGUAUACUUGUGCCACAUUUUCUUUAACCAACCUACCAUUAAUGAGCAGUUAGGAUUAUUCCAUGUCUUUACUAUUGUAAAUAGUGCUACAGUGAACAUUCACGUACAUGUGUCUUUAUGGUAGCAUGAUUUAUAUUACUUUUGGUAUAUACCCAGUAAGAGGGUUACUGGGUUGAAUGGUAACUCUGCUUUAAGCUCUUUGAGGGAUUGCCAUACUGCUUUCUACAAUCGUCGAACUACCUUACACUCCCACCAACAGCAUGUAAGUGUUCCCUUUUCUCCAGAACCUUUCCAGCAUUUGUUAUUUUUUAACUUUUUAAUAUAGCCAUUCUGACUGGUGUAAGAUGGAAUCUCAUUGUGGUUUUGAUUUUUAUUUGCCUGAUGAUCAGUAAUAUUGAGCCUUUUUCUAAGUUCUUAUGGCUACAUAUAUGUCUUCUUUUGGAUUGUGUCUGUUCAUGCCCUUUUCUGCCUUUUCAAUCAGGUUGUCUGUUUUUUUCUUGUGAAUUUAAGUUCUUUGUAGAUAUUGGAUAUUAGACCUUUGUCAGAUGCAUGGUUUGCAAAUAUUUUCUCCCAUUCUAUAGGUUGUCUGUUUACUCUGUUGAUAGUUUAUUUUGCUGUGCAGGAGCUCUUGAGUUUAAAUAGAUCCAACUUUUCAAUUUUUGUUUUGUUGUGAUUGAUUUGGGUGUCUUUUUCAUAAAAUAUUUGCCCAUUUCUAUGCCCAGCACAGUAUUGCCUAGGUUGUCUUUAAGGGUUUUUAUUAAAUACCAACUUCUAAAACAAAAGACAGAUAUAUGUAAAUCAUACCCAUCUUAUUAAUAAACCUACACACAGAUAUUUAUUUAUAUAAACAUAUACAAAUAGACACAUUUCUUUCAAAUACAUACUUCCAAUUAUUUUGUUUAUAAAUAGCUAGUUUGUUCUACCUCUCUGCCUAUCUCUCCCACUUUCUUAUGCUAUCAUAUUUAAAGUUAUGGCAUUCAUACACCUUACCUGAGAUAUGCAUACAUUCACAAGAAUGUGUAUGUGUACAUAUACUAGAUGCACACAUUCAAUUUUAUAAUAGAUAUGCAAAACCACUAUUAGUCUUAUCACAGUUUGUCUGCCAGUUUUGAGAGACAUAUAUUUGCUCAAAUGAAUUAACGAUCCAUCUCAGACUGCUGCUUCCACAUUCUCUUAUUCAGCUUUUGGAACUCAUCUUAUGCAGUACUUCCUUCUGUCAGCCUUCCUUGAUCUCACCUCUCCUCUUUUUCUCCACUCUGUAUCAGUUUCCUUUUGAUUGGUCUCCAGUACCACCCAGUCUUUCCAUAGUCAUGAAACAUGUCACACAGUAUGAGAAUUGCCUUUUUAGCAUGAUCAUUUUCUACAUGAAACUGAAUGUUUUAUUUAUUGUUAUUUUUGAAGAAGCUGGAAUUUUCAUUAUACAUAAGUUUAAUAAAUAUUUAUUGAAUAAAUGAGUCCCAUUUCAAAUAGCCUCUCUGAUAAGACAACAAGGAUCAUAAAACAAUGUAUACAUUUCAACAUUCAGCCCCUUCACUAAAAAAAGACAGUAGGAUGAUAAGAAAAGAGACAAAUAAAAUAAAUGGAUAUAGGUAGGGAGAGAAAGAAGGAGAGAGAGUUGGGAGGGAAGGAGGAAAGAAGCAUCUUGUUUCCCAGCUGACAUUCCUCUCCAUUGAGAAUCCUUCUCAGUGAAAUCUCCUCAGUUUCAUUUCUGAAUAUUAUUUAGGAUAGGUUCUUUCACUUUCAGUGGUUCAAUGUAUUAUCUAAAGUAUGAUUCCUCUUCUCCAUUAUUAUGGUGAUCUUUUGCUGAAUCAAAAACAAUCCCAAAUUGUAGAGUUUGGGGUUCACUGGACUCAGAUUACUCUUCUCACUUGAUGUCCCUCAAAUGCUGCAGGACAAAAAGCUGCUGGAGCUUGAGUCUCCUGAGUGUUCAGCAGGAUGGACAACUGGUAUGGCUCCUUCACUGACAAUCCUGGUGCCCUAGUGCUGCUCCCUGUGGGCUCACUCUCUCCAUUAAAUUAGCCAGGUCUUCUUAAAUGGUAUUUCAGGGCUUCAAUGAGUGAAAAACAGAACCCACUGGAUCAGAUACAAUCUACACCCAGAACUUAUUCAUUGCUCAUGGCAGUAAAGGAUCUGCUCAAAUUUCAGAGGUUGGGAAAUAGAUUCAUUUCCUAAUUGUUAUAUUGUAGAAUACCAUAUAACAAUUGAAAGAUACUGUAAUGACCUUCUUGUAAAAUUCAACCUGUCAUAUUUUUCUCUUUGCCUACACCAAUUAACAUUACUUUCGUAUGCAACAUAACUCAUAUCUCCCUCAAAUGUCUAGGUCUCAUUCCAUUAUGGCAUUUGUCUAGAAUUUCAUCAUGUAAAUUAUAGUCAGAUGUAGAUGAGGCUUCAUAGUUGUGGUAGUUCCUGAAAUACGGUUCCUCUUUCUCUGAAUAGCUGUUUAUUUAACAAAUAAGUCAUCUGCCCCCAACACUGUCAACAUACAAUGUCAAUAUAUUGAUGAAGUAAUUAUGAGAACACCUGCAUUUCAAAAGAGGGACAAAGAUGGAAUCUGGUAAUUACUGGUACGUAGCAUACUAAAAUAUCAGAAGGCACAUGUUGCUAGCUUUCUAACUAAGGCCCUCUUCUGCUCCACAAAGAUAAUUCUGUUUUUCUCUGGUUCCUGGCUUUACCCCUUGGGAUCUAGGAUUUGCAGUCUGAUUUAUGACUACUUUUAAAAGAAGUGGCCCAAAUUUUCCACUCACCAUUUAAACCUAUAGGUUGGCCAAACUUCAAGGAUCCUUUACUUUUUCUUUCCUUUCUAAAAAUAAAAAAUAAAUUAAUUAUAUUACAUGGUUUAUUAUUAAACUUACAUAGAUGUUCAGAUAAAUAUGUUAGUUGACCCUAACAUGGAAGAGCAAGUAUCAAAUUCAUAAACCCAUCUUUCACUUUGAGUAGAUAUGUUAUUGUAAAAUAUUUUAUUCUAGGUAUUAUGAAUAAAAAGUCAUAUACUUGCCAUUUACAGUGGCAAAAGACCUUUAUUAAACAUAUAAUUAGACUUUGGAAAUGGAAGUGUAAACAGAAUGAAGAAUGAGGUAUAGAAUUACUAAUUUUUGCUGCAUUUAAGAAUAUAAAAUAAAAUUUAUUCUGUACCAAUGCAAAAGCAAAUGAUAUUUUUAGCCAUGUUAUGGAGGUAUUAUUGACAUACAAAAAGCUGUACAUAUUUAGUGUAUUCAACAUGAUUAAUUUGGAGAUAAGUAUAUCUCCAUGAAAAUACCCCAAAUCUGUACCAUAAGAAUAUCUAUCAUCUCCAAAAAUUUCUUCCCACCUGUUAUAAGAAGACAAUACAGAAAACUUCUGCACAGCAUGACUGGGCGCAGUAGCUCAUGCCUAUAAUCCCAGCAUUUUGGGAGGUCAAGGAAGGCAGAUCAUCUGAGAUCAGGAGUUCAAGACCAGCCUGGCCAACAUAGUGAAAACCCAUCUCUACUAAAAAUACAAAAAAAUUAGCUGGAUAUGGUGGAGGGCACCUGUAAUCCCAGCUACUUGGGAAGCUGAGGUGGGAGAAUCGCUUAAAUCUGGGAGUUGGAAACGGCAGUGAGCCAAGAUGAUGCCGUUGCACUCCAGCCCGGGUAUCAAGAGCAAAACUCCAUCUCACAAAAAAAAACACUCCUGUACAGCAUAGGAAACAAUUAACAAAUGAAAACACAACCUAGGGAAUGGGAGAGAAUAUUUGUAAAUCAUAUUUCUGACAAAAGGUUAAUAUCUAAACUACAUAAAGAAUUUCUACGGCUAAAUAGAAGAAAAACACAAAUAACCUGCCUAAAAAAAAAUGGACCAAGUAACUGAAUUAACAUUUCUCCAAUGAAGACACACAAAUAGUAAACAAGCAUAGGAAAAAUCACUCAAUGUCACUAACUUCAGGGAAAUGCAAAUCAAAAGUUAGAAUGGCUAUUAUCAAAAAGUGAAACAUAACACAUGUUGACAAGGAUAUGGAGAAAAGGAUAAUUCCCUUAUACAUUGUUAAUGGGAAUGUAAAUUGGUAUAGCCAUUAUUAAAAACAUAAGGGUUUCUCUAAAAAAUUAAAAAUAAAACUACCCUGUGACCCAGCAAUCCCAUUGCUGGAUAUAUACCCAAAGGAAAUAAAAUCAUUAUCUUGAAGAGAUAUCUACCUUCUAAUGUUCAUUGCAGCAUUAUUCAGAAUAGCCAAGAUAUGAAAGCCACUUAACUGUUCAUUGAGGAAUGGUUGUAUUAAAAUGUGGCAUACAGUUGACUCUUGAACAACACAGAUUUGAGCAGCAUGGCUCCACUUAUACACCCAUUUUUGUUUUUAAUACAUAUAGUCAGCCCUCCAUAUCAGCAGGUUUCACAUCCACAACCAUAAGUACAUCAAAAAUGUAGUAUUUUCAAGAUGGAAAUCCUGUGUAUAGGUAAGGCCUAUGGAGAGACUUUAGUAUACACAGAUUUCGGUAUUCACAGUAGUUCCUGGAACAAUCUCUUGCAAGUACCAAGGGAGGAUUAUAUAUGGUGUGAGAUGGGGUCCUAAUGUAGUUCUGGAUGUGGAUAUCUAGUGUUACCAACCCCAUUUAUUGAAGAGACUGUUCUUUCCCCAUUGUAUGUUUUAGCCAUUUUUGUCAAAGAGUGGAAUGAUGGUUACUAGAGGAUGGAAAGGGGAAGAUGGAGAUGAAGAGAAAUUGUUUAAUGGGUACAAGCAUACAGUUAAACAGAAGGAAUACACACUGGUGUUUGGUAGUAUACUAGAGUGAUUAUAGUCAACAACAUUGUAUAAUAUAUUUCAAAAUGGCUAGAAGUUUUAAAAUGUUCCCAACAUAAAGAAAUGACAAAUGUUCAAGUUGAUGAACUUAAUACACUGAUGUAGUUGUUGUACAUUGUAUUCAUGUUUCAAAAUACCAUAUGUAUCCCAUAAAUAUGUACACAUAGUAUAUAUGAAUUAAAAUAAAUAAAAAAGUAA
Molecule: messenger RNA, 6877 nt
Organism: Callithrix jacchus (white-tufted-ear marmoset)
Lineage: Eukaryota; Metazoa; Chordata; Mammalia; Primates; Cebidae
Gene: OLFR600
Product: olfactory receptor 52K1
Biological process (GO): G protein-coupled receptor signaling pathway
Cellular component (GO): plasma membrane
Molecular function (GO): olfactory receptor activity; G protein-coupled receptor activity
Source: RefSeq, a predicted model, not a curated record